This is a messenger RNA of Pleurotus ostreatus (oyster mushroom), 1479 nucleotides long. It is a transcript of the gene OST1, whose product is annotated as dolichyl-diphosphooligosaccharide--protein glycosyltransferase subunit 1. Gene Ontology annotation, cellular component: oligosaccharyltransferase complex; membrane. The transcript has 6 exons. The record is from RefSeq and is a predicted model, not a curated record. NCBI's taxonomy places the organism in Eukaryota, Fungi, Basidiomycota, Agaricomycetes, Agaricales, Pleurotaceae. Bases 1 to 1479 code for a protein of 492 amino acids.
AUGCUGCGACUCACGGGCAGCUUAUCGCUCGUUUUUCUCACCCUGCUUUCGUCAACGCAUGCACACCAUUCGUAUUCCUUCGAAAAUACUGCUAUCGUCCGCCAGGUCGAACUUGCAGGGUCCCUCGUGCAGGUGGUCACCACGUAUGCCGUGAAGGCGCUCGAGAAGAACGCGAAAGCGUACACUAUUGCUUUGAGCUCGAAUGACAAGGAAAAGACCAGCUGGCUGGAGGCAAAGGUGAAGGGACAGCAGCAGGCACUUCCGGUGCGUGAUCAUGGCAAGGAACCUACCAAUGGGUACCAUCUCAUCGACGUGGAGCUACCCAAGCCACUGGGGCUCAACGAAACGUUGAAUAUUGUGCUGGAAACCAUACAAACCCACGCAGCAAAGCCGUGGCCAGCAUCUGCUUCCCAGAACGAUGAACAGUCCCUUCUGUUCAAGACAGACUUGUUUGUCAUCAGCCCAUAUCAGACACUAGUUCAAAGAAGCAAGUUGAGGUCACCGACACCCCGCAUCGUAGAGUUCACGGAGCCAAAAGACCUUGAAGCGUUCACCCUAGACACUCCUGCAACCAAGUCAGGCGCGACCAUUACAUAUGGGCCAUUCAACAAUAUUCCUCCGUCAGCGGAUGAGGACUUCCUGUCUAAAACCCAGCAACCCAUCUCGGUGCAGUAUAUGUAUGACCACCCAGUUUUGGAGGUCUCGUCAUUGAAGCGUGCGGCCGAAAUCAGCCACUGGGGCUCCAACUUGAACAUUCAAGACGAGAUUCGUCUACGCAACGGGGGACCUGAGUUGAAGGGACACUUCUCGCGACUUGAUCACCAAGCGCAGGCAUUCUACAAACGCCCUUCACCCCAUGUUCUUCCCGCUCUUUCACUGCAUCUACCCGCUGGCAUUCGCAACACCUAUUUCUACGAUAUCAUCGGGAACGUUUCAACCUCUCACCUCCGUGUGGCGCCCGCUCCACCAAAGUCACUAAAGUCGCGUACCCCACAGUACAGCGUCCUGGACCUCCGCCCGCGUUAUCCCCUCCUUGGCGGCUGGAACUACACAUUCACCCUUGGUUGGGACUCUGACCUCAGUGACUCGGCUGUAUAUGACAGCAAGUCCGGAAAGUAUAUUGUCAAGGUCCCGGUUAUGACAUUGAUCCCUGGUGCGGUGGUUAACCAGGCAGAAGUUACAGUUAUUUUGCCCGAAGGUGCAACGGAUGUCGAUUUUUCCCUGCCUUGGCCAGCUGUUUCGACCUCGUCGUCCACAGUCACAACAUACCUCGACACGACCGGACGACCAGCGUUGACAUUCGUGUACGAAAGACUAACAACCAGGCACGACGGAGAUAUCUACGUUUCGUACAAAGUUCCAUUAUCCGCUCAUCUGAAAAAGCCGACCGCCGUCGCCACAGCCUUCAUGGGUCUCUUCGUCCUCACUCUCAUUGGGCGACGCAUCAAUCUCAGCCUCCAUCCGUCUAAAACAGCUUAG